Molecule: messenger RNA, 1623 nt
Organism: Penicillium hordei
Lineage: Eukaryota; Fungi; Ascomycota; Eurotiomycetes; Eurotiales; Aspergillaceae
Exons: 5
Coding region: 1-1623 (540 amino acids)
Biological process (GO): transmembrane transport
Cellular component (GO): membrane
Molecular function (GO): sulfate transmembrane transporter activity
Source: RefSeq, a predicted model, not a curated record
AUGUCGGGCAAAAGCUCCGUGUCGUCGCUUGACUCAAAGCAGCCGGCUGUUACAAUUGUUCAACAGACGUCAAUCCCCACCCAAAAUUACGAUGGAACAAGUGGGGUGUUGGCUGCUGGUGGCUCACUGGAGUUCUAUGAACCCAUACCGGAGUACGAAGGGAGACAUCGAUAUGACCCACUUGCCGAAUGGACGGAAAAGGAAGAGAAGCAACUAGUCCGAAGGCUCGAUUACAGGAUCUGCUCAUGGGUUUGUCUGAUGUUCUUUGCCCUUCAGCUGGAUCGGGGAAAUAUCGGACAAGCUCUAUCCGACGGAAUGCUUGAUGACCUCGGAUUAUCAACUAACCAGUAUAACUAUGGAAUGACGAUAUUCUAUCUUUGCUUCCUGUGCGCAGAAGUGCCAUCGCAAAUGAUCUCGAAAAAGCUUGGCCCCGACGUAUGGAUUCCAAUUCAAAUGGUCCUUUGGAGUGUAGUCGGGAUCUGCCAGGGCCUAGUCAGCGGCGAGCACAGCUUCUAUGCUACUCGGGCGCUCCUUGGUCUGAUUGAAGGUGGCUUCAUUCCCGACGCGCUCCUUUAUCUUUCCUACUUCUACACGAAUAAGGAGUUGCCCAUGCGGGUCGCCUUCUUCUACUGUUGCUCCAACGGUACAGCUAUCGUCGCAGCGUUCUUGGCAUUUGGAAUUCUGCGCAUGCGAUCCAUAGGCGACUGGGAAGGCUGGAGGUGGUUGUUUGUUCUCGAAGGCGUUUUAACUCUGCUUAUUGGUGUUAUCUCUUGGUUUUAUCUACCCCCGGGUCCAACUCAGACUGCAAGCCGGUUCCGAGGAAAGGAUGGUUGGUUCUCAGAAAGGGAAGAAGUCAUCAUGGUUAAUCGAGUCCUGCGGGAUGAUCCUGGAAAGGGUGGCAUGCAUAAUCGUCAAGGUCUAACACCAAAGCUUCUAUGGGACGCUCUAAUGGACUACGACCUUUGGCCAAUGUAUCUUAUCAGCCUCACGCUGCUGGUUCCUACCAAUCCUGAAUCAGCAUACCUGACCCUCUUUUUAAAGUCACUUGGCUUUGAUACAUUUGAGGUUAAUCUUCUGACCAUUCCUGCAACUGUGUUAUUCUUGAUCCAACUGAUCUUCUGGUCUUGGAUCUCCGAGAAAAUCAACAACCGCAUGGCUAUUGUGCUGUUUUAUUCUUUCUGGGUUUUCCCUCUUUUGAUGGCACUCGAGCUGAUGCCCGCAACGGCAAGUCCUUGGAGCUGGUACGCAGUUACAGUGCUGGUCAUUGGUUUCCCCUACGUCCAUUCUAUCAACGUCAGCUUGAUCUCGCGGAAUGCUGGUUCUGUGCGCACGCGCACUGUGGGAAGCGCAGUAUAUAACAUGAUUUGUCAAGCAGGUGCUAUCAUUUCUUCCAACAUCUACCGAACGGAUGAUAAACCCUACUACCGCAAGGGAAACAAGAUUCUUCUUGCAAUUGUGGCAUGGAACGUUGUGGUCACCAUCUUCAUUAAGUUCUACUAUAUACGGAGAAACAAGACACGUGAACAGGUUUGGAAUGCUAUGGGCCCCGAGCAGAAACACCAUUACCUGAGCACAACGAAAGAUGAGGGCAACAAAAGAUUGGACUUCCGAUUUGCCCACUAG